Molecule: messenger RNA, 4094 nt
Organism: Anopheles moucheti
Lineage: Eukaryota; Metazoa; Arthropoda; Insecta; Diptera; Culicidae
Gene: EloA
Product: transcription elongation factor B polypeptide 3
Exons: 5
Coding region: 905-3526 (873 amino acids)
Biological process (GO): transcription elongation by RNA polymerase II
Cellular component (GO): elongin complex; nucleus
Source: RefSeq, a predicted model, not a curated record
AUUAAAUCGCAGAAUCAACAACAAUUCCUCUUAGCUACCAGAGACCCGCAACAACAUCGUUCGUGCUGUAACAGUCUUCAUGGUUGUGAAUUUAAUUGCGUAACGGUUCUACACGACACGGUAUGGCUGGCUGGCGGUGAUUUGUAGUGCUAGAAAGUGAGUGAAAAGUCAUCGCGAAAAUGCGUACCAAUUGACAAAUGCACCGUGCAAAUGUUUCUAGUCACCCUUCACGGCCACGGUACGGGAAAGCCGACCUUUUUCAUUCAUCUUCUUUCAUUGGGGGAAAGCAAAUUUUAGCUGACGGGGAUCGAUGUGUUGGCAAGCGAUUUUCCCCUAGGCAACACUAACCAGGUGUGCAUUGCCUUAGUGUAUGUGUGUGUGUGUGCGUACAUGUGCUCUUGUUUACGCAUAUGCGUGCGUACGUAUAGCAGUACUUGGAAAAUAGCAGUUAUGCUGUAUUUAUGCAGCGAAGAGGAAAACGUGUAAAGCAACCCUUGGAAUUAAAAAGAGUUAGUUAGGAAGAGAGAGACCACAGUCGCAAAAGGAUGUAAGAAUAUACUUGACUGUGUGUCGUUGGUUCGUUCGCUCCCGUUGGAAUUCCUCGAUUAUUGUGAAUAGUUUGAAGGACAGCAUUACGGGUCGGUUCAAAAAAACCUUGCAAAAAGGGCGAUCGUACCCGUUCACCGUACGUACCUGUGUGCAGAGUUGCAUGUGUAUGUACAUAAUCUAAGCUUUACAGCGUGUGAAUGUGUGCUUGGUUUUGUGUGCUUGAAAUAAUAGAGCCAGAAGUCAGAGGAGCUCAUGAAAAGGUAAAUAGGAGAGGGCACGACUGCGAAAGAACAACCCUAAGGAAAACCGCCAUCGUCAUCGUACGCGAGGAAAGUAUCUGAAUUUGUUGGUCAAAAUGUCGUCGAUUGUGGACAUCAUCAAUCACUACCAGACCAGCAUCAACAAGUCGUUAAAUGACACGGCCAGGAUUGUCCACUGCAUCGGGAAGCUGUACAAGCUGCCCAUCUCCGUUCGACAUUUGCAAGAUACCGGCAUUGGACGUACGGUCAACAGUCUCCGAAAGUACGACGGUGAGGUGGGCAUUGCGGCCAAAGCACUCGUUACCAAGUGGAAAGCGAUGGUAGCUGCGGAAGAAUCGGAUGACAAUACUGCGAACGCAGGUACACAGGGGGAAGGUGCGGAUUCGGAAGGACGUCAGAAUGAGGAUGGUCAACAACGGAGCGACAUGAGUGAUCAGGAAGAAGACGGUCAUAAUCGUUCGUUGGCAGAUGAUGACGAUGAAGAUGACGAUGGAGACGAAGACGAAGACGAUGAUGACGACGAUCGGGGAUCACAUCACAAUACCGAUCAGGAUGAUUCCUAUGCUGAGCCACAGCUUCGCGUGGCGGAGGAUUUUACCGCUGAAGCAGAAGGUAACGACAGCAAUAGCGAUGGAGAGGAAUCGGAUGAGCGCAUGGCUCAACCAGAAGUUCACUAUCUGAUGCAUCAUCGUGUAAUGGAACCGGAACAUCCGCUAAGUUCGGAAGAUAGAGCAACAUCCAGUCAGUGGAGUGACCAUCACAGUAGUGCUGCCGGUAGUAAGCGACAUUCGAACGGUAGUUCACGAAGUCAACAUCACACGUCCACUUCCAAAGUACCUAGCAGCUCUGGCAGUGGACAGAAACAUAAGAAUGGCGAUAGAAGCGAUCGGAGCGAUAGAAGGAAGAAUGAAGGAGGUGGCCACCAUCGUCAUUCAUCAAGUGGAGGGGAGUCAAAAUCUCACAAGUCUUCCUCCUCCAGUACGGAUCAUCAUGGAUCGGCAAAGAAAUCGUCAUCGCACGGUGACGGUGAACGACACAAAGAUCGUAGUUCCUCAAAGCAUCACAGCAGCAGCAGCAACACAAAUGAUCAUGGUGCCGUUAGUAGCAGUAACAGCAGUAGUAGUCACGCACGAAAAGAUUCUAGUCAUAAAGAAGACCGACAUCGGUCAAAGGAGAAGCACAGCGCAGGCGGUAGUUCGAAAAGGCACGCGACGGAAGAAAACGAUGCGGAUAUGGACGCGGCUUCCUCAUCUAAACGAUCUCGCAAGGAGCAUCGAACCGAUCAUGUCAUUGCAAAUAGCACUAUGCCGGGGACAUCAUCAUCAUCUCCACAUGCAUCAGCUUCUACCUCAUCAUCACAUUCAAGGAAGGAUAAAUCGAAAGGACAUUCAUCUGGAUCAUCUUCGUCCUCUUCCAAGCGGCAUCACGAUAAAUCGGAAUCAUCGCGGGAAAGAUCGGAGGAAUCUAAGUCAAAAUCGAGACGAAAAGAUAAAUCUCUGUCGUCUCCAGCUUCAAACCAAGAGCACAACAAUGACGAUUCCGUCGGAGAGGAUGGUAACGAUGGACUCGACUGUUCCGGGGGGGCUAGCUUUGCGGAUGCGCUCGCCAUGAUCGGUAUGCCUUCGGGAUCGAAGAAAAAGCCGUCCGGUAGUAACAAGGAAAAGGUAAAAGUGACCGUAAUGAAAUCUUCCACUGCAUCCACAUCGGCGAAUCAUCGAGAUAGUGAAGCGUCCUACUCGAGAAGUAAACAGGAGCACGCAAGAGUAUCCUCUUCCUCCGCAUCUACAUCCGUUGCGCGUAACGGGGGUAUGCCGACUGCAUCGGAGCUUCUUUCACAGAACGUCAAACUGGAACCGCUUCCUGAAGCUUCGGAAAUCGUGGAAUCGCUACCAAUGAUAUCGCCCCACUAUCGCCCCAUGCCUCUCAAUCAGACCGUGAUGGAGUGUGUGUUUUUGGGUGGACAGAGCGGUCGCAAUAAAGGUCGACCAUUGACCGAAGAAGAGGCGCUCGGGCAGAGCAUGCAAUCCAAAAAUAUGCGUACGAAGGUUUACUCUGGACAAAAGACGAACGCGAAAGGCGUAAUUCCAACGUUGUACGAGCUGUGCAUCCGUUUACUGCAGGAUCACAUCGAUGAGAUAGGUGCGACAGGUGGUAUACCGUUUUACAUCCUGAAACCGGUGCUUGAAAGAGCGAAUCCGACCCAACUACUUCACUUAGAGCACUUUAAUCCGCACUUUGUCGAAGAUAGCGAUGUCCUAUGGGAACAACACUGUAAGCGCACGUUCCGAUCAAAGCAACGUAACGAGGAGGAACUGGAAACGUGGCGUGAAAUGUUUCUGCGCUGCUCCGAGGAACGUGACGCGAAGCUGAGAAGUCUUACGCAGAACAUAAAGCUUUCGCAGGAACAGGCGGCCGCUCCGAUUCGUAAAACGCAAUUAGCGUACGUUGAUUCCGCCGUCAAACCACCGCGAAAUGUGAUUAGCAAACAGGUCAAAUACGGCACGGCUCGAGCACCGGUUGUUUCUCCGGCGGCACGAGUAGCUGCCCUUAAGGCGGGCAACGUAACGCAAGCUGGUGAUGCACGGCUACGAGUAGCGGCCAGUGUUCGCGAUAAUGCCCAAGCCCAAGUUUUCCAACCGACGAAACCGCGAAAGGCUCCAAUGAUGGCCAAAGUGUUGUCUUCGAUGAAAGGCUUCAAAACCAGCUUCCGUCGUUAGGAGACAUACGUGACGAAAAUAAAACUGUAUAUGUCCUCAGACCUAUGUGGUAGCAACGUGGUACUCAACCAAUGAGGCACUGGUGUGGGGUUCCACAAAAAUGUAAAAUACAAAUCUGAGAUCAUCUGUUGUAUUGAUUAAACUCACUUUGUGGGUUGCGAAUUCGAUCAAUUUUUGUAUUUACUGCUACGUCAUUUUAAUAAUCCAAAAUUAGUUUAUUUAAUCUAAAUUUAAAAAGGAACCUUCUCCUUUACUAUACAGACUGUAACGGACAGUUGGACAUCACACUCAUAUGACUCUUCGGUGGUCAGCCAGUAAGGAGUAUACACAACUUGCAAACUAAGCGACAGAUUAAGCACAUUGAGCCAAAUAAGAAGGAAGGGCAAACGUUUCGUGUUCUGAUUUUAGUUUACUCGUCACACUUAAUAUUCUUAUUCGAAUAUUGUUUUUUUUUUAUUGAGACAUCACAGCACUUUAACGAUAGGUUGGUUCGAUUUCCGAACGAGCGAUGCGUCUUUUUUGUUGUAUUCAAUUGUUUGCUUAUUGUUAAAUGAAUGUAAAAUAUAAG